Messenger RNA from Saxophila tyrrhenica, 927 nucleotides. RefSeq lists its product as uncharacterized. Lineage: Eukaryota; Fungi; Ascomycota; Dothideomycetes; Mycosphaerellales; Extremaceae. The transcript is spliced from 2 exons. The coding region runs from base 1 to 927 and encodes 308 amino acids. Gene Ontology annotation, molecular function: protein binding. The record is from RefSeq and is a predicted model, not a curated record.
AUGCCCGACCCUAACAUCCCCUCCGAGCCCCCUCCAUCCUACGACCAGGUCGCGGGCGGUUCAUCCUCAUCACGACCUGCGGCUUCUUCCAGCCUCCAGGUACCCGGUCAGAAUGAAGGCGGCAUGCCAUCUUCACAUCGACGGAGUAUGGAGGACGAGCUGCGACCACUGCCAAAGGGCUGGGUAAGGCAGUACGAUUCAGAGCAACACCACCAAUUCUUCGUCGACACAAACAAAGAGCCCCCGCGCUCCACCUGGGUCCACCCCUACGACGACGAAGAAUACCUCUCCACCCUGCCCGGCCCCGAACGCGAGCGUGUCGAACAAGAGAGUCUACACCGCGGACACCCUCCAUCCAAAGAGGACGUGAUAGCAUCCCACACCGACGACGAGGAAGACCAUCACGGUGAACUGCCACCCCGCGGAGAAGGAAAAGGCAAAGAGAAAGAAUCCAAGUUCGGCCGCAAGUUAAAGGACAAGCUCACCGGCACCACGCACGAACAACGCGAGCAGUCGAGGCAACAGCGGGCGGAAUACGAGCAGAAGCUGUACGAGCGACAUCUCCAACUACGUCAUGCCAUGGCCGAGGCUGCAAGAACCGGACAGCCGCAGUUGAUGGGCAAGGACCGCGACGGCAAGGACAUCUACAUCGAACCGCCGAGGUACCGUGGUGGGUAUGGCGGAGGCGGGUACGGGUAUAGCCCAUACGGUGGGAUGGGCGGAGGUGGUGGAAUCUACGACACACCUAAUGCGAGGUACAUCCGUCCUGCGAAUCCGUACGGGCGGCCGAUGGGACGUGGGUAUGGUGGUGGCUAUGGGUUGCCGCUCGCGAUGGGAGGAGGGUUGAUGGGGGGUAUGAUGCUUGGGGGUAUGAUGGGUGGGGGUGGAUUUGGCGGUGGCGAUGGAGGUGGUGGAGGUGGCGAGUAA